Bipolaris sorokiniana ND90Pr is the source of this 2623-nucleotide messenger RNA. RefSeq lists its product as uncharacterized. Gene Ontology annotation, biological process: entrainment of circadian clock by photoperiod; circadian regulation of gene expression. Lineage: Eukaryota; Fungi; Ascomycota; Dothideomycetes; Pleosporales; Pleosporaceae. Bases 473 to 2377 code for a protein of 634 amino acids. The record is from RefSeq and is a predicted model, not a curated record. Gene Ontology annotation, cellular component: cytoplasm; nucleus. The transcript is spliced from 2 exons. Gene Ontology annotation, molecular function: FAD binding; DNA binding.
CCCACCAGACCCUACCUCUCUCCUGAGAUGGUUCCAUUAGCUGUUUACUGGACCUCGAACGUGUAGCAACCAUAUGGGAAUCGUCACCAACGAUGCGCGUCGAGACGUGGCCACAGCUAUAAAAUUGGGCGCCCGUUGAAUCCCGGGGGACGUUGACAGGGGCUGGCUUCGCUAAUCUGACCAACCGAUCUCGACUCAAUGUUUCAGGGACGAUCUGCGUCAUUGAUCGGUGCUAAGCCAACGCGAGAAAUGAACGCGUCGGGAGAACACAAGAUGUCAACCUGCAUCUUUCUCUGAACAGACUUCAAUUGUUGGCCGGCAGUGUGAGGCCAGGUACCUGCGCAUGCGCUGUUUUGCUCCUCUCAGACCAUUCCAUUCUAUGCUGGUGUUUCCAACCCACAGGACAUACUUGAUCUACCUGUGCUACGUAUCACCUCGACCUUUCAUACACUCUUCGAAGGGUGCCCUUACAAUGCCUCCAAAGCGUGAAUUCAACGGCAUUCUACACAACGCCAUAUCUGCCAACACGUACACUGACGCAUCCGGCAACGCACCCAACAAGCGCUCGCGCAUAGCUAAACCUCUUGAUAAAGUAUUCACAAACAGCACGCCGCUCACAGAUGCGACCGCAAGAAUUUCUGAAAAUGGUACACCUGGAGAUGAUAUCAAGAACAGAGAAGGCGGUUUUGAUCAUUCGAGGCCAGAAGAACGAGCAGGCAUAGUCGAUCGGCGAUACUAUCCGGCAGAAAUGAGCAACGAGCGAUGCGCCAUGUACAAUGUUAACGAGAUUCCACGGCCAAUUGCAAUCUUGGAGAAAACUUUGAAAGACACGAAGCAAAAGAGGGACAAGAUACAAAGCAGAAACGAAGGUGGGCACGGCGAUGCAGUCAUGCAUUGGUUCAAGCGCGACUUGCGCAUACGAGACAACACAGGCCUCUCAAAAGCUGCAGAACUCGCAAAGAGUAAAGGAAUUGGCCUAAUUACUGUCUGGAUAAUGAGCCCACAAGACUGGGAAGCACAUCUUGUCAGCCCGCCUAAGUGCGAUUUUGAGCUUCGUUCGGUACAGCUGCUCAAGCAGGAAUUAGAAGAGCUCGACAUACCUCUCUACAUUGAGACGGUGCGCGAAAGGAAGAACAUAAAAAAGCGAUUGGUUGAACUGGCACUUGAAUGGAAUGUAAAAAACGUCUUUUGUAACCUUGAAUACGAGCCCGACGAGCUGCGCCGGGAAGAACGGCUCGUGCGUAUGAUGUUGGAGAAAGGUAUCAACAUGGAUCCACAACACGAUGACUGCGUCGUACCACCCGGAAGUCUUAAGACAGGUACCGGAAAACAAUACGCAGUAUACACACCCUGGUACCGCGCCUGGGUUGCAUACCUCCACGCACACCCUCAUCUUCUUAAAGAACGCUCCAUGCCAGAGAAGAAUCCUGCCGGUUUCCGUGAAAAUUUUAUGAAGCUCUUCGAUUGCAGAGUCCCUGAUCUCCCAGAAUGCAAGUCUCUUACAGCCGAAGAGAAGGAGCGGUUUCGUCAUUUAUGGCCAGCUGGCGAGUCGGCAGCUAUCGAUCGAUUGGAACGUUUCCUCACCGAGAAAGUCACCAAGUACAAGGACACGCGUAACUUCCCUGCUUUGAACAGUACUGGCCGAAUCAGUGUACAUCAUGCGGCCGGCACACUAGCCGCUCGAACGAGUGUGCGUAUGGCUAGGGAUAUUAACAGCGUGAAGAAGCUCGACGGGGGCAAGGAGGGCAUAAAAGGCUGGAUUGGAGAAGUAGCUUGGCGGGACUUUUACAGACAUGUUCUGGUUCACUGGCCCUAUGUAUGCAUGAACAAACCCUUCAAGUACGAGUACACGAACAUCGAAUGGGAAUACAAUGAUGCCCACUUCCAGGCCUGGACGCAAGGUCGUACAGGUUAUCCCAUCGUUGAUGCCGCAAUGCGCUGUCUCAAACACACAGGUUACAUGCACAACCGACUUCGUAUGAUAACAGCAUCCUUCCUAGCCAAACAUCUCUUGCUAGACUGGCGUCUCGGCGAACAAUACUUCAUUACGCACCUCAUCGAUGGCGACUUUGCUUCAAACAACGGCGGAUGGGGCUUCAGUGCUUCAACAGGCGUGGAUCCUCAACCCUACUUCCGCAUCUUCAAUCCAUGGACACAGUCUGAAAAGUUUGACGAGCAAGGUGAAUUCAUUAGGUUAUGGGUAAAGGAGCUAGAGGGUAUGCAAGGGGCCGCGAUACACAAUCCCUACCAGGCAAAAGGCGAGGCGGUCAAGAUUGCAAAGAAAAAUGGGUAUCCCGAACCCAUUGUCGAGCACAAAUUUGCGCGAGAAAGGUGUUUGGCGAGGUACAAAGCUGGUAUUGGGAGGGAGACUGCGUAAGGGAUGGUUGGCCCCCUUCCAAAAUAUCGCUAUUAUCUGUUCUUUCAAACAACCGGCUUUUACUAUUACUGGGGCAUGCCAUUGUCGCGUGAUUGCUGCGUAUCUGUAUAUGGACAUGUGGUGAACGUGAAUUGCUCUGCUAUGGUUUGGAGGGGCUGCUAUAUUUAGCUCGUCAUGCCAAGGGUCUGCGCUACUAGCUCUAUUUUAGUUUAGCCUGAAGCCUCCCUCUAUCGCAACAACUAGACG